This is a messenger RNA of Pocillopora verrucosa, 1035 nucleotides long. The record is from RefSeq and is a predicted model, not a curated record. Lineage: Eukaryota; Metazoa; Cnidaria; Anthozoa; Scleractinia; Pocilloporidae.
AUGCAGGCAUUCUACAGACUAACAAAUCCAGAUGGUCCUGACGGGCUAAGUGUAAUACAAGCCUUAGUUAUGAAAGGUGAUUUGUCCACGACGGAAACGAUUCUGAGGUUUAGCCCGAGCAGCCUUGAUAUUUCCAUAGCACUUCUUACGGCAGGUACAGCGGACUUCCUCAUAUCUCGCAUGCUCGCAUACGUUAAUUUAUCCCCGGUGGCCUGUUCUCCUGACAAACUUCCUACAGAGGAAAAUUCCAGUAGUGAUGCUGUAUUGCACAUUUUGAACAAAACCGUGAAAAAGUUCCAAAAUAUAUCUCUUUUACGCGAAGUUGUCAGCAAAGGAAGUCUGAGCCAGUUACAAAAAGUCCUUGCUGGAUGUAAAAAAUUCAAAGAGGACAGGAAAAGUUGUCUCGAGAAAACAGACCAGCGAGGCAGGACACUUCUUAUGUCGGCAUGUGCGUCUGGUAAGUCCGAGGUUGUGGAGUUUCUCCUUGCUAAUGGAGCAAGAGUGGACGCCAGAGACAACAAACAAAGGACAGCUCUGCACUUUUCGGUUGCUAACAACUCUCUUGAUGUGGUGAUGCUCCUGGUUCGAUCGGGUGCUCGGAUUUACGACGAAGACGACGGUGGACUUAUGUCACUUCAUUACGCUUCUCAAAAUGGCCGAAAUAAAAUCGUCUUUUUUCUCAUCGAACAUGGAUGCGAUGUGAAUCAUCCCACAGGUGACACCUAUGAAGAUACGGAAAGAAGCCUAACAGGCUCCACAGCCCUACAUUUCGCAGCGCAAAAUGGACACAACGAGACGAUACUUCUCCUACUAAGAAAGGGUGCUAAGGUUGAUAGCGUUAAUUUGAAUGGUCAAACCCCACUUAUGUUGGCAGCUAAACGCGGUCAUGUGACUACUGUGGAACUACUUCUGCGUAGAGGAGCUGAUAUUAAUGCCAGCGAUGUCUAUCAAAACACCGUCCUGGAAAUCGCAGUCCUAGCUAAGACAUUGUGUGUGGCUAAGCUGCUAAUUCAACGUGGAAUCAAUACAGAUGGU